This is a messenger RNA of Morchella importuna, 741 nucleotides long. RefSeq lists its product as uncharacterized. The transcript has 7 exons. Bases 1 to 741 code for a protein of 246 amino acids. Lineage: Eukaryota; Fungi; Ascomycota; Pezizomycetes; Pezizales; Morchellaceae. The record is from RefSeq and is a predicted model, not a curated record.
AUGCUUUGGCCAGGGCUCCUCUCCCACCGUCUGUCGGCGGCGGUGAAAACACAGAUUAGUAUUCGUACUCUUGCAACCGCCUCUCGAGCACCUUCAGAAAACCAUGGGCGCUGGCUCUCCGACACCAAGAGACGACUUGGUAAGCUUUUUCUACAUGGGACAACUGCCGAAGAAACGAGGGAAGCAAGCGAUAUCCUGAAGGAUCUGACAAAGAACUGGAGGGACUAUGUCGCUGCUAGUGAAGGGUUUUUGACGGGAGAAACAAGGAGAGGGCUUUACAGACACAACGUCGUUUGGGGCGAUAUGGACUCAAUGGUAAUACCACCGCUCGACCAGAAUAUAACAAACAUACAGAUGGCUGAUCUAUCCUUCCUAGGCACAUGUGAACAACCCUUGGUCACAAUUUUUCCAGUGGAGUGGCCGGACAAAGUCACAGUCUAUCACAAGCUCGGGGAUGUCUCAACGACUUCGUUUACCCUUGAUGUCAUUAUAAUAUCCGAGAAGCAUCAACGUCCCGCCGCAAGAUGCCACGAAGACAUUGUUGUAUACAACUACCAGCCUGCUGACAAGACUCAACUACCUGGAAAGGCACAUAUACCGGAUUUUAUGAAAGUACAGUUUGACGAAACUUUGAGAUUGCAGAAGGAGGCCAAGGAAGACGCGUUGGAAAAUAUAAGGGAUAUAAGUAAGAGAGUUGAGGGGCUGGAGAUGAGGGUUUUAGGUAGGCAAGAGAUGACUUAA